Neurospora hispaniola is the source of this 874-nucleotide messenger RNA. RefSeq lists its product as uncharacterized. The transcript has 2 exons. The coding region runs from base 342 to 791 and encodes 149 amino acids. Lineage: Eukaryota; Fungi; Ascomycota; Sordariomycetes; Sordariales; Sordariaceae. The record is from RefSeq and is a predicted model, not a curated record.
CAGUCAGUCAGCCAGCCAGAUACCUCCCCUCAGGUCGUCGGGCACGGUUGGGGACGAAGGGGGCGGCAGGGCCAGCAAGUACCAGGCACCGCUGUAACCCACUGCAAUGCGCACUCCAAUAGUUGUAAAGGGUUCUGUAACCGGAUGGAUACCGUCACUUCCCGGGACGGGGCAGGCGGACAUUGGGUUGCUCGGCUGCACCAGUGUAUGUACAUCGAACAAGUGGAAAGGGGACAACGGAAAGGAACACCAGCCGGGAAAAAGGAUGACCGGGCACGACGGUUGAAAGGAAGUGUAACAGAACCCCACAAUGUUCGGAACCUGAGAGGUGAUUCGGGUGAAUGUCAUUCAUUCAGUUGACAUUGACAUUGACAUUGACAUGUCAGGGCAAAAGUCGGUCGCCAAAAUCUCACCUCCCCACAGGUUACGGUCCCAGACAUCUGGGAGAACCAAACAUUCGGAAGCGAGCGGGACGGAACCAGCACACUGGAAGAGAUCAACAUGUCGGUUCUGACGUCCAUGCUGACGACGGGGCUGACAAAGCCCGCCCCCGAAGCUUUGGUAAAUUGCAAGAGAGUCCCAGGGAUAGCGAUGGACGAGCGAGCGGGCUACAUACGCCAUGGCGGAGAAGAUGUCCAAAUAAGGUUUGGACGAAGAAUGUGGGACGAAUCAGGGUCCAAUUCCUAUCAAGACAAGGGACUCCUUUCUUUUUGGCUGUUCCCUGGUUUAACGCGACCAUGGAGAUUGGCAAGGAGGAGACAACUUUUGUGAAGAGCAGCGAUAUUCCUUGAUGGGCAGGCCAAUGAAGGUUUAGUGUAACUAACACCAGAACUGAGCAUCCAAAAGAGGAAUGGAACGCGUCUUGACUUUCCCG